This is a messenger RNA of Mesocestoides corti, 1518 nucleotides long. The record is from the annotation of a GenBank genome assembly. Lineage: Eukaryota; Metazoa; Platyhelminthes; Cestoda; Cyclophyllidea; Mesocestoididae.
AUGCAUUUCCGGGGAUGUCCAAGCUGCUUUCUGUACAACGCUAUCCUGUGGCUCGUGCCCCUUGUAACUCCCCUUACAGUUACCCCGCAAUUAACUGACAUGUGUCAUCAGCCUGACGCGAUCACGCUCAUAUGCUACUUAAAUUGCUUUGAGGAUAUUGGGAGACUUCUGCCCUCAAGGGCAAAUCUGAGCGACAUAGAGGACCUACUUGUGUAUCAAAGCUCAGGGCUGUGCUAUCCAGUCAAAUCGAAAAAUAUCAUAACGAAAUUUACAAGUCUCAAGCGGCUUCACUUCACUGGCCCGCGCUGCCCGUUCGACUCUCUGCCAAAUCUACCUUACCUUACCGAACUAACAUUUACGCGGUCGUUAGAAUCAUCAGUGAAUGAGUUAAAUUACGCCCGGCAGAAGACUGGAGACAAUGGUUUUCCAAAACUCCAAAAGUUAGUCGUCAACGAUGUGUGCUGUGAGCUGUUCGGAGGGACUAUCAAAGCCAUGAACUUGAGGCAUCUAUCAUUCCAUUGUCGGAACACUGUCUCGCAUAUCACUGGAACCACUGGCACAAGCAACCUCUUGACGUUCAAAGCUCCCUUGCUUGAGACCCUUCAGAUCUUAGAAAACGCUAAAGGUUUUCCGCUAGCCAGCGCCUCGAAUCUGCGUCACCUUCGUAGCGUCUUCGUGAUAGCCGGUACUUGGGUUCCUGAAGGCUUCUCAGCUGUUGAACCACGCAAUUUGUCCUCAGUAACGGAGCUGGUGUUCACUCAGGUGAAUCCAGACGCAAGUCAGAAAUUCCAUGGAUGUACGGACAUUAAUGCCAAAAAUUUGCAGGCGGUUACGUUGGUCUACCCACCGCCAAAUUCCAUCUCUUGUCCCACUACGUGGCGCUGCGAGUUUUGCAAAACAGUCGUCGACGUUGCCAACCCAACGGACCUUCGCACCCCCGUUUUCAGUCAGACAGUGCAAAUUUUCACCAAAUCGCACACCACCGCGACGUUGAGCUCCUUCCUGCCCAAGGUCCAAUUGAACACAACAAAACUAAUCUUCAACCACAACCCACUGCUCAUCAUAGACUCCGAGGCCCUACAGCAUUUCGCCCACUUGAAAAGUCUUCACGUGGGCCAAAGUUGGGGCUAUUCGAAGCAAAACGGCCUUGCAACUCUACGAGGCAAUCCUUUCCAAGGUCUCCGACGUCCACAAGUGUUUCGGUUCCUCAAAGUGGCCUUGUCGAUAUGUGGAUGCACGGAGUUUGACUCGUUUGUGUGGCUCAAGUCGAAAAACGCCGAUUUCGACGGCGAGAUUCUGUGCAGUGAGCUUGAUUUUCCAGCGCAACUCGUGACGAAUAAAUGGAUCAGUGUGACGGCCUUUAUCGCAUUGCUCAACGAUCGAUGUAAUGCCAGUCUAGACGAACUGGAUUCGAACCCUUCCACAAAGUUAGCCAUGAGUAGGACUCUUGUGCAUUUAUUGGAAAUGAUGUAUGCAUUUGUAUAUCUGAGUAAACUUGGUUUAAUGCCUUUUGAUUAA